CAUGGAAGCUCGCGCCCAGGCAGCCCCAAAGCCGCACCUCCCCGACGCUCGGUCCUAGCGCCCGCCCAUGCCCCUCUAAUACACAUUCCCGAACCUAUUUGCUUUCUCCCUUCUUCCCCUCUACGCCUGCACUCGCCCCGGCUUCCCUCAUUAACGGCAGCUCAGCUUCCCGCGCCCUCGCCUCCCUUAACUGCCCUUUCCUCCUUCCCUGUCGCAUUGUUCUCCCCGCCCCUACCACAACUUCCCUCCACACCGCUCGGCACGCCUCCUACCCCCACCCCGGCGCGCGCUCGCCAGCUGGUGCGUACUGAGCUCGAACCCGCUCCUCACGACCCCUCCUCUCGCCUUCCCCGCCCCCUUCCUCCACCUUGAGCCCCGCGCGCGCGCAUCCGGCCCCGGCCACCGCUAACGCUAGAAGCUGCUUACUCCACCCCCACCCCACCCUACCCAACCCCUGGCGGCCUCAGGUUUGUGGGGCGUACGUGACUCGGGCGGGGGGUGAAGGUGGCAGGCCCCCCACUGCCCCACCCCCUACGGGGUGAGGCUGUCUAAGCUCGGGAAGCUGGGACACAGUUGUCUUCCCUUCCCCGGGGGAAGUUGGUGGAGUUUUCCCGGCAGAGGAGUCGGCGCAGAAACUUCCUCCGUCCCCCUAUUCCCCCCUCCAUGCAGGCGACGCCGAGUGAGGCUGAGGCUGGGGGCGAAUCGCCGAAGAGCUGCGUGUCGGCAGCGCAGUCUGAUUGGACAGCGGGGAAGCCUGUCAGCUUAUUGGCCCCGCUGAUCCCGCCCCGUAGCGCAGGGCAGCCUUUAACCUUUAGCCCCAGUGGGCGCCAGCCACUCAGAUCGCUUCUUGUUGGUAUGUGUAGCGGCAGUGGCCGCCGGCGGAGCAGUCUGAGUCCGACGAUGAGGCCGGGGACGGGAGCCGAGCGUGGAGGCCUCAUGGUGAGUGAAAUGGAGAGCCAUCCUCCCUCGCGGGGUCCCGGGGACGGGGAGCGGAGAUUGUCCGGCUCAAGCCUCUGCUCCAGCUCUUGGGUCUCUGCUGACGGCUUCCUGAGGAGACGGCCCUCGAUGGGGCACCCUGGCAUGCAUUAUGCCCCAAUGGGAAUGCAUCCUAUGGGUCAGAGAGCGAAUAUGCCUCCUGUACCUCAUGGAAUGAUGCCGCAAAUGAUGCCCCCAAUGGGAGGACCACCAAUGGGACAAAUGCCUGGAAUGAUGUCUUCAGUAAUGCCUGGAAUGAUGAUGUCUCAUAUGUCUCAGGCUUCCAUGCAGCCUGCCUUACCGCCAGGAGUAAAUAAUAUGGAUGUAGCAGCAGGUACAACAUCCGGUGCAAAAUCAAUGUGGACUGAACAUAAAUCACCUGAUGGAAGGACCUACUACUAUAAUACUGAAACAAAACAGUCUACUUGGGAGAAACCAGAUGAUCUUAAAACUCCUGCUGAGCAACUUUUAUCUAAAUGCCCUUGGAAGGAGUACAAAUCUGACUCUGGAAAGCCCUACUAUUACAAUUCUCAAACAAAAGAAUCCCGCUGGGCGAAACCUAAAGAACUUGAAGAUCUUGAAGGAUACCAGAAUACCAUUGUUGCUGGAAGUCUUAUUACAAAAUCAAACCUGCAUGCAAUGAUCAAAGCUGAAGAAAGCAGUAAACAAGAAGAGUGCACCACAUCAACAGCCCCAGUUCCUACAACAGAAAUUCCAACCACAAUGAGCACCAUGGCUGCUGCAGAAGCAGCAGCUGCUGUUGUUGCAGCAGCAGCUGCAGCAGCAGCAGCUGCGGCUGCAGCCAAUGCAAGUGCUUCCACCUCUGCUUCUAGUACUGUCGGUGGAACUGUUCCAGUUGUUCCUGAGCCUGAGGUUACUUCGAUUGUUGCUACUGUUGUAGAUAAUGAAAAUACAGUAACAAUUUCGACUGAAGAACAAGCACAACUUACUAGUACCUCUGCUGUUCAGGAUCAAAGUGUUGAAGUGUCUAGUAAUACUGGAGAAGAAACAUCUAAGCAGGAAACUGUAGCUGAUUUUACUCCCAAAAAGGAGGAGGAAGAAAGCCAACCAGCAAAAAAAACAUAUACUUGGAAUACAAAGGAGGAAGCAAAGCAAGCAUUUAAAGAAUUAUUGAAGGAAAAGCGGGUACCAUCUAAUGCUUCAUGGGAACAAGCUAUGAAAAUGAUCAUUAAUGAUCCACGAUACAGUGCUUUAGCAAAGUUGAGUGAAAAAAAGCAGGCCUUUAAUGCUUAUAAAGUCCAGACAGAGAAAGAAGAAAAAGAAGAAGCAAGAUCCAAAUACAAAGAGGCUAAGGAAUCCUUUCAGCGUUUUCUUGAAAAUCAUGAAAAAAUGACUUCCACAACUAGAUACAAAAAAGCAGAGCAAAUGUUUGGAGAGAUGGAAGUCUGGAAUGCAAUAUCAGAACGUGAUCGUCUUGAAAUCUAUGAAGAUGUUUUAUUCUUUCUUUCAAAAAAAGAAAAGGAGCAAGCAAAGCAGUUGCGAAAGAGAAAUUGGGAAGCCUUAAAAAACAUACUUGACAACAUGGCUAACGUGACAUACUCUACUACUUGGUCUGAAGCCCAGCAGUAUCUGAUGGAUAAUCCAACUUUUGCAGAAGAUGAAGAAUUACAGAACAUGGAUAAAGAAGAUGCGUUAAUUUGCUUUGAAGAACACAUUCGGGCUUUAGAAAAGGAAGAAGAAGAAGAAAAACAGAAGAGUUUGCUUCGGGAAAGGAGACGACAGCGUAAAAACAGAGAAUCUUUUCAGAUAUUUUUAGAUGAACUGCAUGAACAUGGACAACUGCAUUCUAUGUCAUCUUGGAUGGAAUUGUAUCCAACAAUUAGUUCCGACAUUAGAUUCACUAAUAUGCUUGGUCAGCCGGUUUUUUCAUUAGGAUCAACUGCACUUGACCUUUUCAAGUUUUAUGUUGAGGAUCUUAAAGCACGUUAUCAUGAUGAGAAGAAGAUAAUAAAAGACAUUCUAAAGGAUAAAGGAUUUGUAGUUGAAGUAAAUACUACUUUUGAAGACUUUGUGGCAAUAAUCAGUUCGACUAAAAGAUCAACCACAUUAGAUGCAGGAAAUAUUAAGUUGGCUUUCAAUAGUUUACUAGAAAAGGCAGAAGCCCGUGAACGUGAAAGAGAAAAAGAGGAGGCUCGGAAGAUGAAACGAAAAGAAUCUGCAUUUAAGAGUAUGUUGAAACAAGCUACUCCUCCAAUAGAAUUGGAUGCUGUCUGGGAAGAUAUCCGGGAGAGAUUUGUAAAAGAGCCAGCAUUUGAGGAUAUAACUCUAGAGUCUGAAAGAAAACGAAUAUUUAAAGAUUUUAUGCAUGUGCUUGAGCAUGAAUGUCAACAUCAUCAUUCAAAGAAUAAGAAACACUCUAAGAAAUCUAAAAAACAUCACAGGAAACGCUCCCGCUCUCGAUCAGGGUCAGAUUCAGAUGAUGAUGACAGCCAUUCAAAGAAAAAAAGACAGCGAUCAGAGUCUCGUUCUGCUUCAGAACAUUCUUCUAGUGCUGAAUCUGAGAGAAGUUAUAAGAAAUCAAAAAAACAUAAGAAGAAAAGCAAGAAGAGAAGACAUAAAUCUGACUCUCCAGAGUCAGAUGCUGAACGGGAGAAGGAUAAAAAAGAAAAAGACCGGGAAAGCGAAAAAGACAGAACUAGACAAAGAUCAGAGUCAAAACACAAAUCACCUAAGAAAAAGACUGGAAAGGAUUCUGGUAAUUGGGAUACUUCUGGCAGUGAACUGAGUGAAGGGGAAUUGGAAAAGCGUAGAAGGACCCUUUUGGAGCAACUGGAUGAUGAUCAAUAAAUUAUACCAAAUAUGUUUACAGUAUGAUUUAAAGUCUAAUUCAGACCAGGGAUUCUAUUUUAAGUUCAAUUGAAAUAACAC
Eubalaena glacialis (North Atlantic right whale) is the source of this 3864-nucleotide messenger RNA. It is a transcript of the gene PRPF40A, whose product is annotated as pre-mRNA processing factor 40 homolog A. Gene Ontology annotation, molecular function: protein binding; RNA binding. The record is from RefSeq and is a predicted model, not a curated record. Gene Ontology annotation, cellular component: U2-type prespliceosome; U1 snRNP. Gene Ontology annotation, biological process: mRNA cis splicing, via spliceosome. The coding region runs from base 664 to 3783 and encodes 1039 amino acids. The transcript is spliced from 26 exons. NCBI's taxonomy places the organism in Eukaryota, Metazoa, Chordata, Mammalia, Artiodactyla, Balaenidae.